Coffea eugenioides is the source of this 1338-nucleotide messenger RNA. Its product is annotated as 2-alkenal reductase (NADP(+)-dependent)-like. Gene Ontology annotation, molecular function: 2-alkenal reductase [NAD(P)H] activity. Lineage: Eukaryota; Viridiplantae; Streptophyta; Magnoliopsida; Gentianales; Rubiaceae. The record is from RefSeq and is a predicted model, not a curated record. Bases 64 to 1116 code for a protein of 350 amino acids. The transcript is spliced from 5 exons.
AUAUACAGCGUCCGCAAGCACACACAACACACAUUCUGCUGCAAAUAGAUUGAUAUUUCAGCAAUGGCAGCAGAGGUUGAUGUAGUGAAGAACAAGCAAGUGCUGUUGAAAGACUAUGUUACUGGAUUCCCGAAAGAAUCAGAUAUGAUCAUCAGCACAGAAAAUACCAUCAGCUUGAAAGUGCCAGAAAACUCAAGUGGGGUAUUGGUUAAGAACCUCUACUUGUCAUGUGAUCCUUUCAUGAGAGGUCUAAUGCGAAAGCCGGCGCCCAAUAGUAGAACCCCGUUUCCCGCUUACAAGCCUGCCUCUCCUAUUUACGGGUUUGUGGUAGCUAAAGUAGUGGAUUCAAGCCAUCCAAAGUUCAAGAAGGAUGACUUGGUAUGGGGACUGGCUGGAUGGGAGGAAUACAGUCUCAUUGCAGAAACUGAUUUGCUUUUCAAGAUCGAACACACAGAUGUCCCUCUUAGCUACUAUACUGGAAUUCUUGGUUUGGCUGGCAUUACUGCCUAUGGUGGAUUUUAUGAGGUCUGUAAUCCCAAGAAAGGAGAGAAAGUAUUUGUCUCAGCAGCAUCUGGUGCAGUUGGCCAGCUCGUUGGACAAUUUGCAAAGCUGACAGGCUGCUAUGUAGUUGGAAGUGCUGGAAGUAAAGAAAAGGUUGAUCUUUUGAAGAACAAGUUUGGUUUUGAUGACGCUUUCAAUUACAAGGAAGAACAUGACUUGGAUGCUGCUUUAAAAAGGUACUUCCCUGAUGGAAUCGAUAUCUACUUUGAAAAUGUCGGUGGAAAGAUGCUAGAUGCUGUCCUUCAAAAUAUGAACAUGUUUGGUCGAAUUGCUGUUUGUGGAAUGAUCUCACAAUACAAUCUUGAUGAACCUGAAGGAGUAAAGAACUUGAUGUGGCUCAUUCACAAGCGAAUCAACAUGCGAGGAUGUUCUGCCGCUGAAUACUAUCCCCUCUACACAAAAUUUUUGGAUCUUAUGUUGCCUCAUAUCCGCGAGAAAAAGAUAACAUAUGUGGAAGAUAUCGCUGAAGGACUUGAAAGUGUCCCUGCAGCCCUUGCAGGUCUCUUUAGAGGUCGCAACGUUGGAAAACAGGUUAUCGUAGUUGCUUGUGAAUGAAUUCUGCUUAACACAGAAAUUUUGUCACUUUUUAUCAAUCUAUAGAGUGGUUUCCUGCAAUAAACUCUCCCUAUCCAGUUCAGCUUCCUUUUUCUGGAUGAUGAGGGAAUACUGUUGUAAGGUUGAGAAUGGCUACUUAGAAAGGCUACUAUUGUAAGUCCCAGUGCACCUUUUGAUUCACUUCAGAGUAUAUCAGAAAGUGUUUGAAGGUUUCAAUUUCAA